CGGCGGCGGCGGCGGUCCGGAUCCCGCUCUCGCUCCCGGCCGGGCCCCGCUCCCGGCGCGGAGGCGGCAGGUGCCCAGGACAUGCGGCGGCGGUAGGACGCGCGGCGGCGAUGGGCGGCCGGGGGCUGCCGGUGCCGCUGCUGCUGGGGCUGCCGCUGCUGCUGGGGCUGCCGGCGGCGGGGCGCGCCGCCUCCAAGGCGCUGGUGUGCCAGGAGAUCACGGUGCCGAUGUGCAAGGGCAUCGGCUACAACCUCACCUACAUGCCCAACCAGUUCAACCACGACACGCAGGACGAGGCCGGGCUGGAGGUGCACCAGUUCUGGCCGCUGGUGGAGAUCCAGUGCUCCCCGGACCUGCGCUUCUUCCUCUGCAGCAUGUACACCCCCAUCUGCCUGUCCGACUACACGAAGCCGCUGCCCCCCUGCCGCUCCGUCUGCGAGCGGGCCAAGGCCGGCUGCUCGCCCAUCAUGCAGCAGUACGGCUUUGCCUGGCCCGAGAGGAUGAGCUGCGACAGCCUGCCGGUGCUGGGGGACACCGAAGUGCUUUGCAUGGGAUACAACCACACGGAAGCCACCACCCUGCCGCCUUUCUUUGGGAAGCCCACGCGCCCUGCCAAGGACAUGGCCAAAAACCUGACGCCACUUGAUGGGCAGCGCCUCUCAGGGCUGGACUGUGGUCAGACUUGCAAGUGCAAAGCGCCCCUGAUCCCCAUCUCCAAGGAGUCCCAUCCGCUGUACAACCGCAUCAGGACUGGGAAGGUACUCAACUGUGCCAUCCCCUGCUACCAGCCCUACUUUACCCAGGAUGAGAAGACCUUUGCUACCUUCUGGAUCGGCCUCUGGUCCAUCCUCUGCUUCCUCUCCACCUCAACCACUGUGGCCACCUUCCUCAUUGAUAUGGAGCGCUUCAAGUACCCUGAGCGCCCCAUCAUCUUCCUCUCUGCCUGCUACCUCUUCGUCUCCAUGGGCUACAUUGUGCGGCUGGUGGCAGGGCACGCCAACGUGGCUUGCAACCCGGAGCACCACCACAUCCAUUAUGAGACCACAGGCCCUGCUCUCUGCACCGUGGUUUUCCUUCUCCUCUACUUCUUCGGCAUGGCCAGCUCCAUCUGGUGGGUCAUCCUGUCCCUCACCUGGUUCCUGGCAGCUGGCAUGAAGUGGGGCAAUGAGGCCAUUGCUAGCUACUCGCAGUACUUCCACCUGGCUGCCUGGCUCAUCCCCAGUGCCAAAUCCAUUGCUGUACUGGCACUGAGCUCUGUGGACGGUGACCCAGUGGCUGGGGUUUGCUAUGUGGGCAACCAGAGCCUGGAGAAUCUGCGGGGCUUUGUGCUGGCACCACUAGUGGUUUAUCUCUUCACUGGCAGCCUCUUCCUGCUGGCUGGCUUCGUCUCGCUCUUUCGCAUCCGCAGCGUGAUCAAGCAGGGCGGCACCAAAACUGACAAGCUGGAGAAGCUGAUGAUCCGCAUCGGCAUCUUCACCGUGCUUUACACUGUGCCUGCCACCAUUGUCAUUGCCUGCUACAUCUACGAGCAGCACAAUCGGGAGGCCUGGGAGCAGGCACAGAACUGCUCCUGCCCGGGGGACCCUCACCGCCCCAAGCCUGACUACGCUGUCUUCAUGCUCAAGUACUUCAUGUGCCUUGUGGUGGGGAUCACCUCCGGCGUUUGGAUCUGGUCUGGAAAGACACUCGAGUCCUGGAGGCGCUUCACCACCCGCUGCUGCCGGGCCAGGAAGCCUGUGGGCGCCUCUGUGUACGGUGAGGCCAGCCCGGCACUGGUGGGCAGGACGGUACUGCCCAGUAUGGCCUCCUACCACAAACAGGUCCCACUGUCCCACGUGUGACCAGAGGCAGCCUCGGUGACCUCAGCCACAGGGAGGAGAGGGUUGUGAAGACCCUGGGCCACAGAAGAGGGGGUGACAGCUGGGCCACCCCAGCAUCUUCAGCCCCACCGUGGCGGUGCUGCCUGGGACCACGAGCACGGAGCAGCUGCAGCCCCAGGCAGGGCAGGGGGAGGUGCUGCCAGCUAAGUGGGGGCAGAAGGACAGGGAGGCCUGGAGCCUGGCACUGCCAUGUAUGCCCCAUUUGGGGUCCCACAUCCUGGCUGGGGUCCUGGGAUGCUGCUGCCUGUGUGCCAAUCAGGUGGCAGUAGCCCUCAAGCACUGAUUUGUGUCCCACACCAAGCCUCUGGGCAGGUCUUGCUGGUGCUGGGGUGAAAGGCAGAGCUGUAGCAGGCAGGGCAGAUGGUGGCCCCCAACCCCAGGUGGGGGCUGGCACUGCCAUUGAGCCCCUCACUAAAGCCCAGAGAGUGAGUCAGGGAGAGCUGGCAGGGGUUGCUGCCUCCCUGGGUGCCCUGGGCAGAGCAGGAGACUGCUCUCAGUGCCCCCAGAGCCCCAGGCACAGCUGCAUAUUGAGGAGAAGGUUGGGUGCUCUGGUGUGAGGCAGCCGCUGGCCUUGCUCAGGCAGCAGCACACUGAGCAGGAGGGGAGGAGCUGCAUGGGCUGGGGGCUUCAGGGGUGGUGACAGUGCAGGAGGAAGGGGCUGUGGAGAGGAUCUUCCCCAGGGACGGGGUCCCAGCUGUCUGCAGCACAGGCAGGGACCGGGUGAUCCGCUGCAGUCCCUUUGCCCUGGGCAAGCACAUCCAGCUCCCUUCAGUGUGGAGCUCAGGACCGGGCAGGAGCUGGCUCUGGUGGGCUUGGCUGGGUGGCACUGACUGCCUGCUCUGCAAUGGGCAGCCAGCUCCACUGCCCAUGGAGCCACUGAGCCUGGGAGCUGAGGGGCUGCGCAAGGGGCUGUGCAGGUGGUGGAGCUGGGGUUUGCAAGGAGCCCUGGCACCGCUGGCUCUGGCACGGAGAGCGGGGCUCUCCUGAGCUGCCCUGGGAAGGGUCCAUGCUGCUCGUGCCUCUCGCCACUGCAGCGGGGCGAGUUCCUCGGUCUCCCUUGUCCCAUGUGGGUUACAUGGGGUGAGGGAAGCAGGCCCUGUGUCCUGCCCACCAGCUGUGGUGUGUGGCACAGCAGCUGAAUGUGGCACAGCAGCUGAGCGUGGCACAACCAGCCCUAGAAGGUUGCAAGCCAGGACUGCAGGGAUGGGGUGUCCCAGCCAGGCAGCAGGCUGUCUCUCCGGAGAAGCAGCUGGGAUUUCCAGACAGUCAGCUUCAAUACUUGUUGCUGCUUUUUUCAAAUCUGUGCCUCUGCUAGAGAGACUACCAGGUUUGAGAAGGAGCAGUUAAUUUAGGGAAACUUAGUAGAGCGCUCAUACUCUUUUCCUCCAGCUUCCCAAGCCUUUUCACUUCCUGGGAUCAGACAGCAGCUGAGCACCGACAGAACCAUUGCCUACCAUUAAGAAGUGGUGACAGCUGGGUUUCAGUAAGUAGAAUAAUGGUGGGGGGACCCUGUUGUCAGAGUCACUAAAUGUAGCCAGGGCAAGGGGCUCCAGCUGUGGCAUGGGAUGAGGCUGGCUGCCUCUGAUUUCAGGCCACUUGUGAAAGCACUCUUGUUUUAAUUUUUUUUUCUCCCUGCCCUAAGCAGUGGUGAUAUAUGUAACUACCAAGCUAUUACUGGAGUGCUUUUUGCCCUCCUUCAAGUGUGGCACUGUGACCCAGCUACUCAAGCACUGGAGAACAACUGCUGGCUUUGCUCCUGCAGGACUGCAAGGAUCUGAGGUUGUUCUUAAAACCCUUGGACCACUUCAGUCAAAAAAGUUUCCACCUCAUUUUAAAACCAAAACCUGGGAAGUGAGGGAACACUCAAGUGGCACAUCUCUGGAUAAAGGUAGUGUGUGAGUGUCUCUGGGGUGUCCUGGAUACAGGAAACAGAGGUGCAAGGAUGGAAGGCUCACCAGGGACUGUUCAGCUGCAUCCAUGUGCACUCUUGCAGUAUGGCUCACCCCCUCCAGUAUGUUGGUGUACUUUACUGUGGACAGAUUUGCACCAUAUUGUGUUACAAACUGUAAAUAAUUGUAUUAUAGCCUAAUUUGUACAUACAGAAGCCGUAGUGACCUUUGAUACAGGUUAGGGACAGGUGUGUUCUCAGCAGUGAGGCAGGUCAGGUGCAGAGACACUGUGGGUAGUCUCGUGCUGUAAUCCAGGGCAUUAAAUUAUUCCAACCUCCUCCAGUCCACACCUUGCUGGACUCCUCUCUCUCUCUCUCUCUAGUGCCUUUUGUAGAUACAGCUAAACACACAUCAUGCAAUACAAUGAACAAAAAAACCAUGUCAAAGGUGGUAUUUUGCUGUUUUUGUUUUUUCCAAAGUACAGCUGACUGUAAAGAAAUCUAAGAUUAGCUACAAAUUGUUGUCUAUUGAAAAAUGCAAGAGCGUUUUCAUCUUUAAUCUAACGGUAGGAUAAUACAAUCAACUCGUGUUUGAGCCUGGCUUCUCAGCAACAAGUGGCAGGAGGGGGGAAGGAGCCGUUGCCAUGUGCCCUGUCUGCUGUAGCCAAUUUACAUGUUGGGUUUUGCCUCUUCCGUUACCAAUGCUGUUCAAUGUUGCUUAAAUAACUGUACUAUAUUGUGUGAAAAGCUGAAGAAAUUUUAUUCAAAGAGAAGUAUCAACAUUAGUUAUUUAUGAGUAUAAAAAAAAAAUAGUGUGUAUUGUUUUCUUUA
Molecule: messenger RNA, 4599 nt
Organism: Parus major (Great Tit)
Lineage: Eukaryota; Metazoa; Chordata; Aves; Passeriformes; Paridae
Gene: FZD5
Product: frizzled class receptor 5
Exons: 1
Coding region: 111-1841 (576 amino acids)
Biological process (GO): non-canonical Wnt signaling pathway; canonical Wnt signaling pathway
Cellular component (GO): plasma membrane
Molecular function (GO): Wnt-protein binding; Wnt receptor activity
Source: RefSeq, a predicted model, not a curated record